Molecule: messenger RNA, 963 nt
Organism: Fusarium poae
Lineage: Eukaryota; Fungi; Ascomycota; Sordariomycetes; Hypocreales; Nectriaceae
Exons: 1
Coding region: 1-963 (320 amino acids)
Source: RefSeq, a predicted model, not a curated record
AUGAUGCCUCCCCCAACCCAGGAUCCAUUUGAGCUCUCGAGGCUUCUCGAGGAUUCGAAACGCACCAUUACGCGCAUGCAGCAUGACUUGGAUCUCGUUCGUGAGAACCAACGAGACACCGCAAUCCUCAACGGUGACCUACGAGAUUACAAUAACCAGCUGAGAGGAGAAGUCGCCGAUCUCCGAGCUCAGCUAACCUAUGCCACCCGAACUCUGACUGCCCAGAUCCAGGAGCAAGUUGACCGCGCCCGGUCGACAGGAUCAUCUGAGAAGAAACUCCGGGAUGUGGUCGACGAACAGAAAAGAGCCAUUCAGAAAUUUGUUCAAGAGAAAAAGACGAACCUCCAAAGGAUCAAAACACUUGAAAACCAGAUUAAGGGGCAGGCACAUAAUGCAAAAGCAGAGCCAAAGAAGACAAAGGCACAGAAGAAGCGCGAGAAACGCGAAGCAGAGCGCGAGAAGCGUGAAAUCGAACGUGAGAAACGUGAACUAGGGCGUCUCUCUGCUCUUCAUCCUGCCCAAGCUCAAUCUCAAGCUGCCGUUUCUGCUUCAGCUCAUACGCCUAUUUCACCAGCGGGCGCCAACCUUCCCAAUACGAUCAAAGAAGAGAUGAUGGCCAUCGAUGACGAUACAGCGGCCGACGGAAUAGUUCCGGGCCUGGCACUUCUGGAAGAUGACAGUCACUCGAAGGAAGUGAUCGAGCAACUGAAGCGCCACAUGGCCAAGCGUACUGGAAGCAAGAAGUUGCCAUCAUUCCUCAAUAGUGGCACCAAGAACAAGUGCUUUUGCAUUCACGAGGUCUUAGCUAUGGGUAGCAGUGCUUGCAAGCCGUUACUCCCAUCUAAAAGUUACUGUAUGGUCCUUGGUCCGACGUGCAAUUUCUUGGUCGAGGUCGUAGAGACGGCCUCCGGAAACAGAUUGCGCACCUUUUCUCCUUGGGGGGUCUACACUCCCUACCACUGA